AUGCUGCACUUGAAUUCCAUCCCUACUCACAGUCAAAGUGAGACGAAUAUAUCACAUGCGAAUGAACCGGAAAUUACGUUUUCUUCGCCCUUCCAUUUGGCCAACAACGUACAGAAUUUGAGCUUGGGUGGUCCUGCUUCCGAGGGUACUUGCUACCGCAACUGCAUGGUUCCAGAUAUGCACCCUGAACAAGGCAAUGGCUCGUACUCAUUGAUUGUGAGAAAUCUCCCCGCUGAUAUCACCCAUAGAGAGGCACAUCUGAUGUUUGCCCUGGCAAAUGGCGUCAACAGUGUCGAACUUGUCAGGGACGAGCAAUCACACAGGAAAACCGACGCCGUUGGCACCUCUCAGUCCGUGAUUGUUGCCAAAUUCAGUUCACUGCACUUGUCCACUGUGUACGCCACAAUUUUGAAUUCUAAAAGAGACUUGUUCGGUACAACUUCCACACUCGGUCUAGUUGCCGAGAUUAUUGACAGCGUCACGAAGAAAGGAGUACCCGUGCCACCGAUGGUCCAACACUCACCACGAAACUACCGCUUGACAGGGUCUCUAACAAAUCCAGCGCUCACGGGUACCCCGACUCAAAAUGCAAACAGGUCGUUGCAACAGAGACCAAGCUUUUUACAACAGGCAAAAUCUAGGUUUUCGUUUAGUGAUCCCUUCACAAAUGACUCAAGCCAACAGGUAAACGGCUCCACACAACAUAGUCAGCACGAUGCAAACACAUCCGCCUCUAGAGACACGCCGACAGCAGCUGGCAAAUCGCUGUUGCUAAUGGAAAAUGCUGACAGUGACAUCAAUGAGGAUAUCUGGAAGUCGAACAUCCUACCUUCCACGUUCACGGAUCCUCCACCAGCCGUAUCCACUCCUAUCAUGGAAUGGGGGAACAAGCAAGUCGGCAAUGGCACUGCUCCAAACCAAAUCAACCAGAUGAACACUGGCAAUCCAGGUGCGUUUUUCCUACCCAAUGCCACUAAAUCUACAGUACAGUCAAAUUCAGUGAUGCCAUACGAACUGGGCGGAUCGAUGAACAGACUUGCAAAUAAUGGCAACAGGGCAGAUCAUCCAGAUAGGAUUAAUCCCAGUUCAAGUAUUCCCUUUAGUAUGGGCAAUCUCUCGAUGGAAAAUGUAGAUGUCAACGGACCAGAGAGCAGCAAGUUUAUGAAAUACCAGACGAACGGACAGUUGCCCACACCACAACAGAACCCAAUUUAUGCGAAUCAUAACCAGUUGGACGUGUCCCGGAAGAAGGGAACAAGUAUAAAUCAAUCGCCAAUGAACAGCAACUCCAGGAACUUGACUUCCUCGGACGCCAGCAAUUCCAAAGCACCAGCUCAACCUAGUGUCCGCAAAAGUUCCACUGGAACUCCGAUAUCGAUUACUGCCACAGACUCGGAUAGCGCUGUGGCUUCUAUGUCGCAGGCCGACCUGUCACUCCUGGCGAAGAUCCCUCCUCCGGCAAACCCGGCAGAUCAAAAUCCACCUUGUAACACUCUGUACGUGGGGAACCUCCCCUCAGAUGCCACUGAACAAGAACUUCGACAACUGUUUGGUGGUCAACAAGGGUUUAGACGACUAUCGUUUAAAAACAAGAACCCAACUAACGUUCACGGUCACGGUCAUAGUCAUGGUCACGGCCAUGGUCCAAUGUGUUUUGUUGAAUUCGAAGAUAUCAGUUUUGCAACAAGAGCCCUCGCAGACCUGUACGGUAGUCAAUUACCGCGUACCACCGUAUACAGUAAAGGCGGUAUACGGCUGAGCUUUUCCAAAAAUCCAUUAGGUGUACGUGGACCCAACACAAGAAAGAGUGUGACCUCUUCUAAUUGA
This is a messenger RNA of Huiozyma naganishii CBS 8797, 1827 nucleotides long. It is a transcript of the gene WHI4, whose product is annotated as Whi4p. The transcript has a single exon. The coding region runs from base 1 to 1827 and encodes 608 amino acids. Lineage: Eukaryota; Fungi; Ascomycota; Saccharomycetes; Saccharomycetales; Saccharomycetaceae. The record is from RefSeq and is a predicted model, not a curated record. Gene Ontology annotation, molecular function: mRNA binding.